AUGUCUUCGACUCCAACUUCUGUUCAACCUACAGGACAGCCCGGGGAGAGCAAGAAGGAAGGAAGUAGCAGUGAACAUAUCAAUCUCAAGGUGGUUGGAAGCGAUCACAAUGAGAUGUUCUUUAAAAUUAAGCGAACAACACAACUGAAAAAGCUGAUGGACGCUUUCUGUGAUAGACAAGGCAAAGCUUUUAACUCGCUCCGUUUCCUUUAUGAUGGUGAACGCUUGGAAAUGGAAGAUGGUGAUUCCAUUGAUGUUAUGGUUGAACAAACAG
This is a messenger RNA of Cetraspora pellucida, 274 nucleotides long. Lineage: Eukaryota; Fungi; Glomeromycota; Glomeromycetes; Diversisporales; Gigasporaceae. The record is from the annotation of a GenBank genome assembly.